GAGAAACCCAAUAGUCAGACAGAGUCUGUGAGAUCUGCCUUAUGUCCUGACUAAUAUAACAUCAUGACAGCUACACCCAGUCCCAACUGUUCCAAUGGAACAUUGGUCACACUAACCUGCUCUUCACACCGGGUGGUCUGUCGGAUUUUAGGGGAAGUUGAUCAGUCGGUCUCCAUUUACCAGAACCUGACCCUUGAUGCCAGUGGGUCCUCCACAACGCAGGUGAACCAUGACUUUAUCAUCGGAUUGGCACUGGCCGUGUUCUCCAGCAUCCUUAUUGGGAGCAGUGUUAUCCUAAAAAAGAAAGGUCUUCUUCAUUUGUCGGAGCAAGGGCGUACCCGAGCAGGUGCUGGUGGACAUGGUUACUUGAAAGACUGGUUAUGGUGGGCUGGACUUCUUACAAUGGCAGGUGGAGAAGGUGCCAACUUUGCUGCAUACGCUUUUGCUCCAGCAACCAUUGUCACACCACUCGGAGCCCUAAGCGUCCUGAUAAGUGCUGUGAUGUCCUCCUAUCUUUUGAAUGAAAGGCUGAAUCUCUUGGGAAAGUUGGGGUGUGCACUCAGUGUGUUCGGAAGCACUGUCCUGGUCAUACAUUCCCCAGAAGAACAAGAAGUUACCACCUUAGAAGAGAUGACAUCAAAGCUUAAAGACCCAGGUUUCAUUGCCUACAUCAGCGUGUUGUUCAUCUGCUGCUUGGUUUUGAUCUUCUGUCUUUCGCCUCGCUAUGGCCAAGCAAACAUCCUUGUCUACCUGGCAAUAUGUUCUCUUCUUGGAGCUUUCUCAGUGUCUUCCGUUAAAGGUUUGGGGAUUGCAGUAAAGGGUCUUAUCAUGGGUCUUCCAGUUGUCCAACACCCUCUUCCAUGGAUUCUUAUGCCCAUCUUGAUAGUCUCAGUGGUUACACAGGUUAACUACCUCAACAAAUCUCUGGACGUGUUUAACACUUCCCUGGUCUUUCCAAUCUACUAUGUCUUAUUCACCACUGUGGUAAUCACUACGUCCCUCAUCCUUUUUAAGGAAUGGGUGUCUAUGACUCCAUUUGAUGGAGUAGGGGCAGUUUGCGGAUUCCUAGUCAUCAUCCUUGGCGUAUUCAUGCUCCAUGCCUUUAAUAACCUGGACAUAAGUCUUCAAAGCAUUCAGGAACAAAUACAUCAGAUGGCUCCAGUCCCUUCUGAACAACCAACCAAAAAGGAAGACAAGAUAACCUUAGUAGACAACAUGGAGACCGAAUACACUGGCAGUAUUCCCAAAGUGUUUGUCAUAUACACAUAAGACUUUGCACUGUAUCAUUUUGGAGCAAUUGACUCAAUGCGCUUAAGACUCUAUUGGAGUGAUUCUUUAAUCAAAUUCCGAUACCUUCUACCUCCAAGAUCACUCCUGUUAUACGAUCUCCUAGGAUAAGGAUUGUUGGAUAAGCUCUUGUCCCCUCCCAAGCACCAUAUUGCAUAGACCUGCGAUGGUCACGGCAACCCUCCUGGAUUACAGUUUAACAAAGCAGCUGAGUGAUAGAUAAGAGACCAUAGACUGUCACGUUCUAUUACAAUGACGUUGUCUGACACAACUUUUUCAGUGUUGUGCAUGUAGCAUUUGCCAAAUAGUUGUUGCAAUUUAUUUUUCGUUGCCUGCAUUGCUAAAAGACUUAUGGACUUUUUUAUACAUAUUUUAUUAUGUAUUGUAUUAUGAUAUAUUAUGCCAUGUUUCAUUUUUUUUUUAUGAGAUUUUAAUAAGUUAUAAAAAGUAAUUUCACAAAGAUUUGGU
This is a messenger RNA of Hyla sarda, 1755 nucleotides long. RefSeq names its product NIPA like domain containing 4 (gene NIPAL4). Gene Ontology annotation, molecular function: magnesium ion transmembrane transporter activity. Gene Ontology annotation, biological process: magnesium ion transport. Lineage: Eukaryota; Metazoa; Chordata; Amphibia; Anura; Hylidae. The record is from RefSeq and is a predicted model, not a curated record. Gene Ontology annotation, cellular component: membrane. The transcript has 6 exons. Bases 64 to 1269 code for a protein of 401 amino acids.